AUGCACAAAGCUCUUGGAAAGGUGCCUGGCUUGCAGUAGAUAUUUGCGGUUGUGCUUGCUGCUGAUAUUGGUAUUAUUUCAUGCAGAUGUGCAGCCUCUAACACGCAACCCUUUUUGCUUCUGGGAAAGCAUUUCUCCUGUACAGAAAUAAUGCAAUGAUGGUCUCUUUUGUGCAGCCCCCACGAAGCAGUGAACAAGAACAUGUAGGUAUAGGAGGAUGCCAAGGAUCUUUGACCCUUAGCAAGUAGCUCGUCUCCAGGUGUGGCAGGAGGGAUGAGGUGUGCAGCUGAGUGGGGUUUUAUUGAAGGCGUAUGGUUGAAAUAAACUAAUCUGCAAUUGUUGGCAGAGAUUAAUAGAAAGGCAGCUGUUUCCUUUUCUUCUCUUUUUUACAGGCUUUGUUUUCACUUUCUCCAUGUUAUUGUACAAUAUUAUUGUAACCAUUAUGUACCAUUUACAGAGUCUGUAUUCUUUGAUGUAGAACAGUUCUACCUGGCAGGGGAGAAACUAUGAUCACGAAAAUGGUUUCCCCAGGGUUAGGCUGGUCUAUUGCACUCCUGAGGUGCUAACUGUUGUGGUUUCCCCAAAUGCAGGAAACUCGACUGCAUCAUUUGUGGUAGUGGGGACUAUGUUCGUGUUCUCCGGGAAGAUUCUAGCCUACGUCCAUCCUGGGUCGGAGCUUUAUCGCAUCUGCCGGGGAGAGGGGAGCAUGGCAUCUGCUCCAGACAUUGGCUUUUUUGAAGUUUUCCUUCUUAGCGUUGUUUGUUCAUGCUGUAGAAAAACACCUUAAAUUUACUCAGCAUCUUUAUAACUGGGGAAAUGACUGCAUUUCAUUAAAGAGAUAGGAAACUAACUCCUAGGAAUAAAGCCAUUCACUGGCUUAAAAGAAUCCAAAGCUUUCCUUGACCUUAUUCUUGAGCCAAACCUGUUCUUUCAUGGAGACGCCCUGGAUUCCCUGUGACACCUGACGUUUCUUAUUACUGUCAUUCAGGUGGUAGUCAGGGGUCUAACCCAGGACCAGGUGCUUGCUCGGCAGAGUGCUGACUGCUCCUCUGUCACCUCCCCAGAACAGUCUUCCUGGUACCCGGAAAGGUAACCCUUACAACUGUCAGAACCCUAGUUACUACCUUAACACCCCACAGCACGUGUUAGUACCUGGAAUCAUACAAUCAACCUCAGGUAGAUCCUGUAACCUGACUCAUGAGGCUUCCAGGCCCAGGGGAUUAGGCUGCACUGCUGAACAAUGAACCAGAAAGACAGGUGAGAGCCUGACUUUUUUUUUUUUUUUUAAAGCAUUACUAAAAUGUCCUCUGUAGAACUGUGGACCUGUAUGGUAGAACCUGGGACCAUGGGACCGUGGCAGGGAUGUGGAACACUGCAAGGCCACAGGAUUACCUGUUAUCCACAGCAUCAUGUUUUGGCUUUCUUAUUUAUUUAUUCAUUCAAUUAAUUAAUUAUUUAUUUAUGUUUUUCAAGAUAGGGUUUCUUUGUGAAACAGUCCUGGCUUGUUUUAUUAUGUAUACAGUGUUCUGCCAGCAUAUAUGCCUGCAGGCCAGAAGAAGGCACCAGAUAUCAUUACAGAUGGUUGUGAGCCACCAAGUGGUUGCUGUGAAUUGAACUGAGGAUCUUCAGCAGCGGAGGCAGUGCUCUUAAUCACUGAGCGGGUGCCACUACAUCCCCCCUGGAGUGAAAUUGUUUAUGCUGAUCUUCGUGCAUGGUUUUGAUUCGUGUAUUUAUUCCUAGAAGUCAAAUUACAGGAAGAGAAGUGUCUCUCAUAAGGACUGCCAAGGACAAUGAAGGUUCUCUUAUUGAAAGAUGCCAAGGAUGAUGAGAGUGGCCAGGAUCCGUAUAUCCAGGAACUGGGAUUGUACGGACUGGAAGCUACGCUAAUUCCUGUUCUGUCAUUUGAGUUUUUGUCUCUUCCCAGUUUGUCAGAAAAGCUGUCUCAUCCUGAAGGCUUCGGAGGACUCAUUUUCACCAGUCCCAGGGCAGUGGAAGCAGUGAAGCUGUGUCUGGAGAAGGACAAUAAAACUGAAGACUGGGAAAAGUCUCUGAAAAGCAGAUGGAAUGCCAAGUCUGUGUAUGUGGUUGGAAGUGCCACCGCUUCUCUAGUGAACAAAAUCGGCCUGGAUGCGGAAGGAGCACACAGUGGCAAUGCAGAGAAGCUUGCUGAAUAUAUUUGCUCCAAGCCAUCUUCAGCACUGCCUCUUCUCUUUCCCUGUGGAACUAUCAAAGGAGAUACUCUUCCGAAAAUGCUCAAGGACAAAGGGAUCCCCAUGGAAAUCAUGCAUGUCUAUCAGACAAUUCCACACCCUGGGAUCCAGGGGAACCUGGAGAGCUACUAUGAAAAUCAGGGUGUCCCAGCCAGCAUCACAUUUUUCAGCCCCUCUGGCCUUAAGUACAGCCUGGACUAUAUUCAGGCAUUAUCUGGAGGCAGCUUUGAUCGGAUUAAGUUUGUAGCCAUUGGCCCCAGUACAACUCGUGCUAUGGCUGCCCAGGGCCUGCCUGUGAGCUGCACAGCGCAGAGUCCCACACCACAAGCCCUGGCUGCAGGCAUCAGGAAAGUGCUGCAGCCAGACAGCUGCUGCUGAGGCCGUGCCGGGCCAGAUCCUUCCUCGUGCACAGUACAGCUUGAGCUGCCUCUAGGAUAGAGCCCCGAAUCAGGGCUCUGGAGAAGCUGCUGGCAGCCUAUCACUGUCUUCGUGGAGUCCAGCUUGGAACCCAGGCCAGGUGUAACUGGCCAUAGGACCCUGGGGGGAGCUUCCUGAGCCUAGAAAAAAGGAAAUGAAAUCAUCCACAUGGUUACUUGUGUGUGCAGCCCACUUUCCUUUUUAAUUCUCUUUUUUAUGUAUAUGGGGGGGGGGCGGUCUUGUCUGUGUCUAUGUUUCUGUGCCAUGUGCAUGCCUGGUGCCUGCAGAAGCAAGGAGAGGGUGUCAGAUUCCCCAAGAACUGGAGUUAGAGACAGCUGUGCAUCCCCAUGGGGGUACUAGGAAUUGAACCCAGAUCUUCUUAGACAACAAGUGUUUUCAAUCACUGAUCCAUCACUCCAGCCCAAUAUUAUCAUGUGUGGUUCUUGGUGCAAAGCUGUGCUCGGGGGCAACAUACAUGGUCUUUCUCUGAUGCUGACCUGGUUAAGAAUGAUAAAUUGCUAUUUGUGAAAUGUUUAUUCAUUAUACAAAAACAAAACAAACGACUGAGCCAAGCAUGGUAGCACAUUCAUCAUCCCAGCAUUCAAGGGAAUGGCGAUGGAGACAAGACAGCCAUGCAUUUAAGGCCAGCCAGGCCUAUGUAGUGAGAUGUCAUC
Chionomys nivalis (European snow vole) is the source of this 3301-nucleotide messenger RNA. RefSeq names its product uroporphyrinogen III synthase (gene Uros). Gene Ontology annotation, biological process: uroporphyrinogen III biosynthetic process. The transcript has 10 exons. The coding region runs from base 1791 to 2588 and encodes 265 amino acids. The record is from RefSeq and is a predicted model, not a curated record. Gene Ontology annotation, molecular function: uroporphyrinogen-III synthase activity. NCBI's taxonomy places the organism in Eukaryota, Metazoa, Chordata, Mammalia, Rodentia, Cricetidae.